Molecule: messenger RNA, 589 nt
Organism: Trichechus manatus latirostris (Florida manatee)
Lineage: Eukaryota; Metazoa; Chordata; Mammalia; Sirenia; Trichechidae
Gene: SMIM2
Product: small integral membrane protein 2
Source: RefSeq, a predicted model, not a curated record
AUGACUUCAGAGCUUGUGGGUGGAUGGAGGCGGGAGGAAGGCUGUGAGAGGACGGAUGCCAGCCUGGCUGUCUCAGGGGAGGUGGAAACACAUGGCCAUGCCAUUAGCAUUCUGUUCGGCUUCUGGAUGAGUUUCAUCUGCUACACCUACGUCGCCUUCACUGGGAACAGCAGGAUACAAAGCGGCUGUGGUAUCGGCGCCUCUUCUGAUGAACCACACACCAGACUACAGCAGAGCAGAAGGCAGGGCCAUGCAAAAGAGGACCAAAAUCAGGUGCCAGACGCAGGUGACAUCUUGACUCUCAGUUCUUUGGAUGCAGCUAUUUUAAUAGAGCCACUUUAUUGCAGCUAUUAUGACGUAAGGUUAUUCUGAUUUGGCUCCAAAAUUCAGCCAAUACAUGCUCAGCUUCUUAAAACAACAUGAUGAAGAAUAAGUCAGCAGCUCCUAAACUGCCUCAAGACACGUGUGGAAAGGUGUUCGCUUCGAAGGUGGGUAUUAGCCUAUGAGUCCUCUCUGAGUAAAGCGACUUCAAAGUUGGACGAAUGUAGCCAUCUGGCCUGGUGACUUAUGUGGAUGCAGUGAUGACUUC